Messenger RNA from Crotalus tigris (Tiger rattlesnake), 3813 nucleotides. RefSeq names its product BUB3 mitotic checkpoint protein (gene BUB3). Gene Ontology annotation, molecular function: ubiquitin binding. Bases 159 to 1139 code for a protein of 326 amino acids. Gene Ontology annotation, cellular component: mitotic checkpoint complex; bub1-bub3 complex; kinetochore. Lineage: Eukaryota; Metazoa; Chordata; Lepidosauria; Squamata; Viperidae. The record is from RefSeq and is a predicted model, not a curated record. The transcript has 8 exons. Gene Ontology annotation, biological process: mitotic spindle assembly checkpoint signaling.
AAACCAGCCAAUCCCGCUCAGGGAGCUGGUUUGUCGGCGCUGAGGCUGCUGGGAGAAUCGGGCCGGUGAAUUUGCGCGCGCGCGCGUGUACUCUACGUCCGUUGAGCGGAAGAGUGGGGGCGCGGGAGGCGUCCCUCGUUGUAACGCUGGAGGACAAGAUGACUGGAUCAAAUGAAUUUAAGCUGAACCAACCUCCAGAAGAUGGAAUCUCAUCAGUGAAAUUCAAUCCAAACACAUCUCAGUUUUUGCUUGUUUCUUCUUGGGACACAUCUGUUCGAUUGUAUGAUGUUCCUGCCAACACCAUGAGACUCAAGUAUCAACACACUGGAGCAGUACUUGACUGUGCUUUUUAUGACCCUACACAUGCCUGGAGUGGAGGAUUAGAUCGGCAGCUGAAAAUGCAUGACUUGAACACUGAUCAAGAAAAUCUUGUUGGCAGUCAUGAUGCUCCUAUAAGAUGUGUUGAAUAUUGUCCAGAAGUGAAUGUAAUGGUAACAGGAAGUUGGGAUCAAACAGUCAAGUUAUGGGAUCCAAGAACACCUUGUAAUGCCGGAACAUUUUCUCAGCCUGAAAAGGUAUAUACAUUAUCUGUAUCUGGUGACAGAUUGAUAGUGGGAACAGCUGGUCGAAGAGUUCUCGUGUGGGACUUACGGAACAUGGGCUAUGUUCAGCAGAGAAGAGAAUCAAGUCUUAAAUAUCAGACCCGUUGCAUCAGGGCAUUUCCCAACAAACAGGGCUAUGUGUUAAGCUCCAUAGAAGGCCGGGUUGCAGUUGAAUAUUUGGACCCAAGUUUGGAGGUGCAGAAGAAAAAAUAUGCUUUCAAAUGCCACAGAUUGAAGGAGAAUAACAUUGAGCAGAUUUACCCCGUCAAUGCCAUCUCUUUUCAUAAUGUCCAUAACACAUUUGCUACAGGUGGCUCUGAUGGCUUUGUCAAUAUUUGGGAUCCGUUCAACAAAAAAAGACUCUGCCAAUUUCAUCGGUACCCUACCAGUAUAGCUUCACUAGCUUUCAGUAAUGAUGGGACUACUCUUGCAAUAGCAUCCUCAUAUAUGUAUGAAAUGGAUGACAUUGAACAUCCUGAAGAUGGUAUCUACAUUCGCCAAGUGACUGAUGCAGAAACAAAACCCAAGUCAACUUGAUCUUGAUCAGAAACUUCUAGCAAAACAAACUAAUCCUUUGAUUAAAAGAAGAUGUUUCAGUGUUGUUGUCAUAAUGUUUUCAUUGGGUAUAUUGUAAAUCUUUUUUAAAAAACAUAGCCAAGAAUUGUUAAUUUUUGUUCACCUGAUUUUGAAAUAUUUCUUUAAGCCAGUUAAUUCUUUUGAAAUGUGACAGUUGAAUUUUUGUAUAGAUUAAUGGUGGCCUAAUUGUUUGAAUAAAUAUUUUCAACCCUCUCUCUCUCGCUCUCUCUCCCCCCCCCCCCUAUCCUAAAAGUCCUACUUUUAACUGCAGUGGUGGUAAACAUUAAAUCCUGAAUUUAAUAAUGACAUCGUUUUUGAUGUACUGGGCUUGUACUUCAGCAACAACAAUACGAUAAAGAAAACAUUUUGACUUUUUUCAAGCAACUUAAAUUUAAUGGCUGUAACUCUAACCCUUCCCUGUUUAUUUUUUUUAAUUGUAAUUAAGUUCUGUGGUCAGCAGGUUUACGAAAGUAUGUCCUGCAGAUUUAAGGAAUUUAUAGAAUAAAUUGAAGUUUUAUGGUUAUAGUUAAUAAUCAGUGUCUACUUUUGAAAUUUGAUUCCUUGGAAAAAACUAUAUUUUGUCUUUAACAAGCACCCCAGUUCCACAACAGAUAUUUCUAUCAGAUAAAAACAAUUGUUUCUACAAAUGUGUUGUUACUUGCAGAAUAUUAAUUUGAAAUAUAAUAAAUUCAGGAUAGAAUUGUAAGUUCUAUAUGGCUAAAAUUUAAAAUAUGUAGAUUUUCUUAACUCUUGAAACAAUUUUCAUUUACAACUGGAAUUAAAUACUGAUGGCAAUAAAAUAUGCAAUUAAAAAAAGUGAAGAGAUUGCUAAGAAUAUUGAUCGAUAGAAUCUAUGUGAAAAUUUUGAUAAAUAAUUAUUUGUAGAUCCCAAAUUGUGCCGCCUUUGAAACUUUUCCUAAAAUUUUAUUUUUUGGGGAGGAAGCUUUGGAUAUUUCCUUUUGUUACUUAAACUUUAUUAAUCUGAUUUUAGGAUGUAUUUUUCAGUUUUUAUUUCCCCCCUCAAAAUGUUUUCAGAUUACAUUAGUGGUUUUUAGAGGGGCAUUUUUGAUGAUAAAGUUUGUUCACCUUUGUUCUAGAAUUAGUAAUAGUUUACAUAGUUAUAGAACAGGUUUGGUAUCUGUGUUUAUUAGUAAUCUUUACCACAACAUUGGAUCAUCUGAUUAUCUUUCUGUAAUUGUCCCAAUACCCUAAUGGUUAGUCUCUGUCUUGGCUGUGCGAUUCAGAUAUUCCUGAAAACAUAUUUCAAGAAUAAGUAUCAAUUAUUCUGUUUCCAUUAAAAAAAAGUUAUCAGUAUAUCAUACUUCAGCCUGUUAAGUCACAUUUAGCUUUGUUCCAGCUGUAGUCUGUCUAGAUGGUCUUCAGAUUAAUGAAGUAGAAAUGUAUUGCUUCAGAGCAAUGAAAUCUUAGUAGUAAGGGUUAUUUUUGAAAUAGAAAGCCUUUCCAUUUUAUUCCCUUAUGAGUCAUGAAAAUUAAUGCAUUCCAUUUUUUCAGCCAUUUGCUAUUGCCACAAUUCACAGCCUUUGAAAAUGAUUCUGAAACUGUCAACCGAUCAAAGUACUCUGCUAUAAUACUAAACUAUAGCAUUAGUACUAGAUAUUAUAGGAGGCUUAUACAGGGCCUGUUGCAAUCUUUUAUACCUUCACUAGGCGCACAACAGAAGGCCAAAAUAAGUGUAGGUGAGGCAAAGAAAAAUUCAAACAAAGUGAUACAAAUAUAUUGGAGAAUUUAAAGGUGCUGAGCCAAUAAAAUGCCAGUGAAAUUCAAAUAGCAGAGAAAUUGGAAAUAGGAGAAUGUGGGUUAGACGUUGAUCUAUAUAUCAGAUGCCAAUACACAUAAAAGCUCAGUCACCAAACCAAAUAAGUGUGUUUUCAGUAGUUAGUUUUUUCUGACUAGUAUCCAUAGCCUCAUUUAUUACCGGCUCAAUAGUGGAGGUGUUAUGCAAAUGGAAAUUUGUAAGUACUAUAGCAAAGAGGUCUGGUAAGACAGUGGAUAGAUAGUUCUGUUAGUAAAACAGUUGCAUAUGCAUAUACGUAUACGUGAGGCAUUCUUUGUAUGAAGAAACAAUUCAUCUUUUUAUUCUCUGAACUUAUGAGGGCACAAUUUACUGUUGUGUAAUACACAGUAAUCUUGCUUUUUGCUGUAUGAGAUAAGGCAAAAUGAUUCCUAGCAGUGUAACUGAGCUCUACAAAGCUUUUUUAAAUGAUAGCCUUUUGCUGAAGAUUAGAGAGCUUUCCAGAACAUAGAAUCAUACUGACCAUUCUAAUAUUCCUUCCAUCAUCCCAGGCUGCACACAGGUAAAAAUGUUACAAGAUGUCUCUGAAAAGACUAUCACAUUGUCUUUAUCUGUAUAUUUGUAUCCUAAAUGCUGUGCUGCCACAUUUCAACAAAUAGAUAUUCUGAUGAAUUAAUUAGGAUAAUUUUAAUAUGUGUAAAAUUUAUACCCUAAACCCAUUGAAUACAGUCUUCUAAAGAAGGAAGGUUAGGUUAACAAUGUAAACAGCUUCUUUUUCUUACAAUGUUAUGAAUUUAUAUUUUGUACCUAGUCUGGCUUAAAUAUAUUAAUGGUCAAAUUCCGUAGAAUUUGGAAGCAUAUUAAAAUAAAUACUUGAAUCUG